This is a messenger RNA of Guillardia theta CCMP2712, 1032 nucleotides long. RefSeq lists its product as hypothetical. Bases 1 to 1032 code for a protein of 343 amino acids. The transcript is spliced from 3 exons. NCBI's taxonomy places the organism in Eukaryota, Cryptophyceae, Pyrenomonadales, Geminigeraceae. Gene Ontology annotation, biological process: magnesium ion homeostasis. The record is from RefSeq and is a predicted model, not a curated record.
AUGUCGAGUAUCAACGCAACGUCAUUGAUCGCCUCGGUUGUCCUCAUCUCCCUCUCAGCGCUCUUCUCGGGGUUGACCCUGGGGCUGAUGGGUCUCGACCAAGUGGGGCUGCGGAUUGUGAUAGAGAGCGGGGAGAGACCCGAAGCCUCAGCCUCAGAUGCGCGCUAUGCUCGGAGGAUCCAGCCGUUCCGCAAGCGCGGCAACCUCCUGUUGUGCACGCUCCUCUUCGGGAACGUCGCCGUGAACUGCCUGCUGUCCAUCAUCAUGGCGGACAUGACCUCUGGGUUCGCAGGCUUCCUCAUCUCAACCUUGUCCAUCGUCAUCUUCGGCGAGAUCAUCCCGCAGUCCGUGUGCUCCCGCCAUCCUCUUGCAAUCGGAUCUGCCUGCAUUCCCCUUGUUUAUCUCUUCGUCAUCCUCACCUUCCUCGCGUCCUACCCCGUGUCCCUUAUCCUUGACCAGCUCCUGGGGGAGGAGAUCGGAACGAUAUACAGCCGCAACCAGCUCAAGGGUAUGCUGGAGAUGUAUGCCAAGAUGCAGGACACAGACUUUCAGCAGGAGGACACGAACAUCAUGGCAGGCGCUCUGGAUUUCGGCAAGAAGACCGUCGGGACGUGCAUGACGAAGAUUGAAGAAGUUUUCAUGCUGCACAUGGACGACAACUUGAACUUCGAGACCAUCAUGAAAGUUUUCCAGGCGGGUCACUCGCGCGUUCCCGUCUUCGAGGUCGAUCCCCACGGGAUCAAGAAAGUCGUCGCGCUCCUCUUUGUGAAAGAACUCAUCCUCGUCGACCCCGAAGACGCCCUACCUGUCCGCAUGCUCUGCCACCACUGGUUUGGGCGCGACAUCCCCAUCGUCUUCAACGACUGCAAGACGUCGGAAGUGAUGAAGGUGUUCAAGUCCGGCAGGAGCCACAUGGCCCUAGUGCAGGCGAGCAGGAGCGAAUUUGUGGAGGGGAGAGAGAGUGACAGGAUGGGCAGGAGGUUGUGUGUGUUGAUGACGGAGACCCUUACUACAAGACUGUUGGCAUCAUAA